This is a messenger RNA of Sorex fumeus (smoky shrew), 3161 nucleotides long. RefSeq names its product potassium voltage-gated channel subfamily B member 2 (gene KCNB2). Gene Ontology annotation, biological process: potassium ion transmembrane transport; protein homooligomerization. Lineage: Eukaryota; Metazoa; Chordata; Mammalia; Eulipotyphla; Soricidae. Gene Ontology annotation, cellular component: voltage-gated potassium channel complex; membrane. The record is from RefSeq and is a predicted model, not a curated record. Bases 405 to 3131 code for a protein of 908 amino acids. The transcript is spliced from 4 exons. Gene Ontology annotation, molecular function: protein binding; delayed rectifier potassium channel activity.
CCGUCCGGGGUCGCGCGGGGCGGGGGAGCCGGGGAAUCCCGCGCGGCCGAGCAGGAUGCUUCAGCUCCCUCCCGCCGCCUCGCUUCGGAGCCUUUCGUACUAGAGCCCGUGCGGCAGAGUCAGGGAUGUAAAGCCAGUGUGGGGGGGAGCAGACGCCCGCAGCUCCAGCCCGCCGGGGAGACCCUCCUCCUGCUGGAGGGGAGGGGGAUUUCCAGCGACACAUCAUUGGCGAAGGGGAUCGGCGCGGGGAGCGCAGCCCCGGAGGGAGCGGGGGAAUCCCACAGCCCGUGCUGGUGCCCGCGCCCGGGGUCGGUGGGAGCUCGUUGUGCCCAUGGAGCUGCCCACUGCAGAGGGACAUUGUUGCAGCUGACCUUCCCACGGUUGGUGCUUUGCCCAGUUCAAACAUGGCAGAAAAGGCUCCUCCAGGCUUAAAUCGGAAGACUUCAAGGUCGACGCUUUCUCUUCCACCGGAACCCGUAGACAUUAUCCGGAGCAAGACGUGCUCGCGCAGAGUCAAAAUCAACGUGGGGGGCCUCAACCACGAAGUGCUGUGGCGGACCUUGGACCGGCUGCCCAGGACGCGCCUGGGGAAGCUGCGGGACUGCAACACGCACGAGAGCCUCCUAGAGGUGUGCGAUGACUACAACCUGAGCGAGAACGAGUAUUUCUUCGAUCGGCACCCGGGCGCCUUCACGUCCAUCCUGAACUUCUACCGCACGGGGAAACUGCACAUGAUGGAAGAGAUGUGCGCCCUCUCCUUCGGCCAGGAGCUUGACUACUGGGGGAUUGAUGAGAUCUAUCUGGAGUCGUGCUGCCAGGCCAGGUAUCAUCAGAAGAAGGAGCAGAUGAACGAAGAACUGCGGCGAGAGGCGGAAACGAUGCGCGAGCGCGAGGGUGAAGAGUUCGACAAUACCUGCUGCCCCGACAAGAGGAAGAAGCUCUGGGACUUGCUGGAGAAACCCAACUCUUCGGUGGCUGCCAAGAUCUUAGCCAUCGUGUCUAUCCUGUUCAUCGUACUUUCCACCAUUGCGCUCUCUCUCAACACUCUCCCGGAGCUGCAGGAGAUAGAUGAGUUCGGACAACCCAAUGACAACCCCCAGUUAGCACACGUGGAGGCUGUGUGUAUUGCUUGGUUUACCAUGGAGUACCUCUUACGCUUCCUAUCCUCACCAAACAAAUGGAAGUUCUUUAAAGGCCCGUUAAAUGUCAUUGACCUGCUGGCCAUCCUGCCAUACUACGUCACCAUUUUUCUCACGGAGUCCAACAAGAGUGUGCUGCAGUUCCAAAACGUGAGGCGCGUGGUGCAAAUAUUCCGAAUCAUGCGUAUCCUCAGGAUCCUGAAACUCGCCAGACAUUCCACCGGCCUGCAGUCUUUGGGUUUCACCCUCAGACGGAGUUACAACGAGCUCGGCUUGUUAAUAUUAUUCUUGGCCAUGGGGAUAAUGAUAUUUUCCAGCCUGGUCUUCUUCGCGGAGAAGGAUGAAGAUGCUACCAAGUUCACCAGUAUCCCGGCAUCCUUCUGGUGGGCGACCAUCACCAUGACCACUGUCGGUUAUGGUGACAUUUACCCCAAAACAUUACUGGGCAAAAUUGUGGGUGGCCUCUGCUGUAUCGCCGGGGUGCUGGUGAUUGCCCUCCCCAUCCCAAUCAUCGUGAACAAUUUUUCUGAAUUUUACAAAGAGCAGAAACGCCAGGAGAAGGCAAUCAAGAGGAGGGAGGCCCUGGAGCGGGCCAAGAGGAAUGGAAGCAUCGUCUCCAUGAACUUAAAAGACGCCUUCGCGCGCAGCAUGGAACUGAUCGACGUGGCCGUGGAGAAGACGGGAGAGUCUGCCAACACGAAGGACUCGGCCGACGACAACCACCUCUCCCCCAGCAGGUGGAAGUGGGCCCGGAAGGCCCUUUCGGAAACGAGCUCCAACAAGUCGUAUGAGAAUAAGUACCAGGAGGUCAGCCAAAAGGACUCCCACGAACAGCUGAACAACACGUCCUCGUCCAGCCCGCAGCACCUGAGCGCCCAGAAGCUGGAGAUGCUCUACAACGAAAUCACCAAGACGCAGCCGCAUGCUCAUCCCAACCCGGACUGCCCAGAGCAGCCCGAGAGGCCCUCUGCGUACGAGGAGGAGAUCGAGAUGGAAGAAGUGGUGUGCACGCACGACCAGCUGGCCGUGGCGCACACCGACAUCAUCGUGGACAUGAAGAGCACGUCCAGCAUCGACAGCUUCACCAGCUGCGCCACCGACUUCACUGAGACCGAGCGGUCGCCGCUGCCGCCGCCCUCGGCUUCCUCCCACCUGCAGAUGAGGUUCCCACCCGACCUCACGGGCACGGACGAGCACCAAAGAGCCCGGGUGCCCCCAUUUCUCACUCGAACCCGAGAGAAAGGACCUGCGUCCGGAGAGGCGCCCAUCGACAUAACUGUGAACCUGGAGGCCGGUGGCUCCCCAAGUGGCCCUCAGGGCCCCGGGCACGCGGACGGUGCUUCGGACAGCCCCAAGAGCUCGCUGAAAGGCAGCAACCCCCUCAAGUCCAGGUCACUCAAAGUGAAUUUUAAGGAAAACAGAGGCGGCGGUGCCCCCCAGACUCCCCCCAGCACAGCCAGGCCACUGCCGGUCACCACGGCUGACUUUUCUCUUACCGCCCCGCAGCUCAUCAGCACCAUCCUCUUAGAAGAAAACCCAGCCCAGGGAGAGAGGCCGCAGCUGGCCACCGAGGGGUCCGCACAUUGCCAAGGCCCUUCCAAAGGCCUGAGCGUUCGGUUUCCCAAGCAGAAACUCUUCCCUUUCUCAUCCCGAGAGAGGAGAAGCUUCACUGAGAUAGACACUGGAGAAGAAGAUGACUUCCUGGAGCUUCAGGGGACCAGUGAGGACAAGCAGGCGGACUCCAGCCCAAACUGCUUUGCAGACCAGCCUAGUGACGCCAGAGACCCUUUAAGAGAAGAGGCAUGUGCAGGCUCUUCCCCACCCCAGGACCCCAGUCACAACUGUAGGCAAGACAUUUACCAUGCCGUAGCUGAAGGGGAAAAGGACAGUGGUCAAGAAGGGUGCAAGAUGGAAAACCACUUGUUUGCCCCAGAAAUUCAUUCCAAUCCAGGAGACACAGCUUAUUGUCCCACACGUGAAACCAGCAUGUGACUAGUUCCAAAAGCAAUAAACACACACAUA